Molecule: messenger RNA, 3730 nt
Organism: Pectinophora gossypiella (pink bollworm)
Lineage: Eukaryota; Metazoa; Arthropoda; Insecta; Lepidoptera; Gelechiidae
Exons: 22
Coding region: 252-3446 (1064 amino acids)
Molecular function (GO): oxidoreductase activity, acting on paired donors, with incorporation or reduction of molecular oxygen; heme binding; monooxygenase activity
Source: RefSeq, a predicted model, not a curated record
GCACGUGAUAACCACUGCAUAUAAGAACCGGUCGAAUAUUAUAAUAUUAAGCUAUUGUGACUCGUCUGUCAAGGACUGUAGUAAUAUCAUUUAAAACAUCAAAUACAUAGUGUCAGUGUAGUCCUGUCCACGCCGCUGGGCGGUCGUGCUCGGUAAAACCAGUGUUGGUGUCUGACGCAACAAGUAGCGACAUACUUUUUUUUACAUAACGUGUUUUUUUUUCUGAUUUGGCCAGCUGACUGUUAUACACAAUGAUCCUGUACCUGAUAUGGGGCGCGGUGUUUGUCGUGGCGGUGUUACUAUACUUCCGUCAAGCUUACGCGCACUUCAAGAAGCGAGGAGUCAAGACCGACUCCGUAGUGCCUUUCUUUGGGUCCAUGUUACCAACCUUAACUGGUAAAGAACAUUUGGCUGAAACCCUCGACAGAUUGUAUAAAGCAUUUCCAAAUGAGAGAUUUGUUGGCAGAUUCGAGUUCACCAAGCCAUUAUUGAUGAUUCGAGACCUGGAGCUGAUCAAGAAAAUAACCAUCAAGGACUUCGAGCACUUUCUCGACCAUCGCGUCUUCAUUGAUGAGAAUAAAGACCCGCUGUUUGGAAGGAAUCUUCUUUCUUUGAGAGGUCAAGAAUGGAAGGACAUGCGUUUGACCUUGAGUCCAGCGUUCACCAGCUCCAAGAUGAAGUUGAUGCUGCCCUUCAUGAUGGAAGUCGGAGACCAGAUGGUGUUCAACCUUAAGAAGAAUAUCAAAGAAGGAAAAACUCCAUACCUCGACGUGGAUGCAAAGGAUCUGACCAGUCGUUUUGCUAACGAUGUUAUCGCCACAUGUGCAUUCGGUCUGAAAGUAGACUCUCACACGGAGCGGGACAAUCAGUUUUACGCGCAGGGACUCAAAGCCUCUUCCUUCAAGUUUAAACAGCUGAUAUUGUUCUUUAUGUCGUCUGCUUUCCCUAAACUUACGAAAUUUUUCGACAUGAAACUGUUCUCGGAGCAAACAAGCUACUUCUUUAAGAGCCUGGUGAUGGACACGAUGAAGGAUCGUGAAGCUCGUAACAUUCUGAGACCAGACUUGAUCCAUCUGCUCAUGGAAGCUAAAAAAGGAAAAAUCUCCCACGAAGACAAGACUGUUGACCGCGACGCAGGCUUCGCCACUGUUGAAGAAUCUGAUGUUGGCAAGAAAGACGUCAAUAAAUUGUGGUCCGAUACAGACCUGGUGGCUCAAGCCAUAUUGUUCUUCAUCGCUGGCUUUGAGACUGUUUCUUCUGCCUUAACCUUCCUUUUGUACGAACUAGCUAUUAACCCUGAUGUCCAAGAUAAACUAGUGCAAGAAAUCAAAGAAUUUCACGCUAAAAAUGGAGGAAAAUUAGACUACAGCGAUAUUCAGCAUAUGACAUACAUGGACAUGGUGGUUUCAGAACUUCUGAGGCUGUGGGCUCCUGGUAUCGCACUGGACCGCAUCUGUAUCAAGGACUAUAACCUGGGAAAACCUAAUGACGAGGCUACACAAGAUUACGUCAUUCGUAAAGGCGAAGGUAUUCAGAUCCCAGUAUUCGCGAUUCAUCGUGACCCACAGUACUUCGCCAACCCUAUGAAGUUUGAUCCUGAGAGAUUCUCAGAGGAAAAUAAGCGCAAUAUCAAGCCGUUCACUUACAUGCCUUUUGGACUUGGCCCCAGGAAUUGCAUCGGCUCACGAUUCGCGUUGUGUGAAGUGAAGGUGAUGGUAUACCAGCUGCUUCUCAAUAUGGAGCUAUCUCCAGGUCCCAAGACCCCCAUCCCAGUGAAACUGUCCACAGACACCUUCAACCUCAAGAUGCAGGGUGGACAUUUGUUGAGGUUCAAAAUUAGAGAAGCCAUGCUGCUGUUCCUGAUAUGGGGUGCGGUGCUGCUAGGAGCGCUGAUGCUCUACUUCCGCCAAGUGUACUCACACUUCAAGAAGCGAGGAGUGAAGACUGAACCAGUGGUGCCCUUCUUCGGGAACAUGUUAAGAAUCAUAAUGCGCAAGGAACAUAUGGCCGUUAGCCUCAAUACAUGCUAUAAAUCAUUUUCAGAAGAAAGGUUUGUAGGCAGAUUCGAGUUCACGAAGCCGCUGGUCAUAGUACGAGACUUGGAGCUGAUAAAGAAAAUAACCAUUAAAGACUUCGAACACUUUCUGGAUCACCGCGUCUUCAUCGAUGAGCAUAAAGACCCGCUUUUUGGAAGGAAUCUUUUCUCAUUGAAAGGGCAAGAAUGGAAGGACAUGCGAUCGACUUUGAGUCCAGCGUUCACCAGCUCCAAAAUGAAGCUGAUGCUGCCUUUCAUGAUGGAAGUCGGCGACCACAUGGUGCUCAACCUUAAGAAGAAUAUCAAAGAAAGUAAUACUGCAUAUCUGGACUUGGAUGCAAAAGACUUGACCACUCGCUUCGCCAAUGACGUCAUCGCCACAUGUGCGUUUGGUCUCAAGGUGGACUCCCAAGCCGACCGGGACAAUCAGUUCUAUGCGCAGGGCCUCAUCGCAUCUACUUUCAAGUUCAAACAGCUGCUCUUGUUCUUCUUGUCUUCUGCGUUUCCAAGUGUUGCAAAACGACUAAACAUAAAGCUAUUCUCGGAACAAACAACAAAUUUCUUCAUAUCUUUGGUGAUGCAGACGAUGCAAGAUAGGGAAGCACAUAACAUACUGAGACCAGACAUGAUCCAUCUGCUUAUGGAAGCUAAAAAAGGCAAGCUAGCACACGAAGAUAAAACAGCUGCAGAUCCUGAUGCAGGCUUCGCUACAGUCGAAGAAUCUGCUGUUGGCAAGAAGGAUAUCAAUAGAGUGUGGUCUGAUACAGACCUAGUGGCUCAAGCCAUCUUGUUCUUUAUCGCUGGUUUCGAGACUGUGUCGUCUACUAUAACCUUCCUUCUGUUCGAGCUGGCUGUUAACCCUGAUGUCCAAGAUAAACUGGUACAAGAAAUCAAAGAGUUCCACGCCAAGAACGGAGGAAAAUUCGACUAUAACGACAUUCAGCGUAUGACGUAUAUGGAUAUGGUAGUUUCAGAACUUCUCAGACUUUGGUCUCCCGGCAUUGCCCUAGACCGACUAUGCAUCAAGGACUACAACCUGGGUAAACCUAAUGACAAGGCAGCAGAAGAUUUCAUUAUCCGCAAAGGUGAAGGUCUCCAGAUCCCAAUGUGGGCAAUCCAUCGCGACCCACAGUACUUCCCCAACCCUGAGAAAUUUGACCCCGAAAGAUUUUCAGAGGAAAACAAGCACAAAAUCAAGCCAUUCACUUACUUGCCAUUUGGACUUGGCCCGAGAAAUUGCAUUGGCUCACGUUUCGCGCUGUGUGAAGUGAAAGUGAUGAUUUAUCAGCUGCUGCUGCACAUGGAAGUGGCUCCAGGACCCAAGACUCGUAUUCCUCUGGAGCUGGAGACAGAGUCCUUCAACAUCCGGAUGAAAGGCGGACACUGGCUGAGAUUUAAAAUUAGAGAGUAACAAAAAUAAUCAGAUGAUAUAGGAAAUGUAAAGAAGUAUUCAAAAUAUAAAAUAAAUAGAUAAAUCAAGUUUUUAUUAAGUUUAAAAAUACUUUUUUAGAAAUUAAGUUAUUUUCUUAAAUAAUUAUUAAAUUAUAUCAAAAUAUUAAAUAGAAUUGGUGAAGACGAAAAAAUGUUGCUAUUAAAGUAGAGCCAAUGAAUUCUGGUGUUUCUGUGAUUCCUUUGUUAUAUAAAUUAUAUUAAUAUAUAACAUUAUGUUUAAGAAUAAAGAAAGCAUAACGACUA